Molecule: messenger RNA, 1641 nt
Organism: Uloborus diversus
Lineage: Eukaryota; Metazoa; Arthropoda; Arachnida; Araneae; Uloboridae
Product: fibroblast growth factor receptor 3-like
Exons: 12
Coding region: 1-1641 (546 amino acids)
Biological process (GO): protein phosphorylation; axon guidance; dendrite self-avoidance
Cellular component (GO): axon; plasma membrane
Molecular function (GO): protein kinase activity; cell-cell adhesion mediator activity; ATP binding
Source: RefSeq, a predicted model, not a curated record
AUGAAGGACAAAGUCAUUGUUCCCAGUGGAAUUGAUGUUACUUUGAGUUGUCUAGCUGGAGGAUAUCCACCACCAUCAAUUGCCUGGUUUAAAAAUUUUACAGCAAUUCAUGAUGGCAACUUGGGAAGUAACGAUGCUUGGGAAAUGGAAAUCCACAACGUAUCCACUAAUGAUGCUGGUUUAUACUCAUGCAUUGCCUCAAACUCUGAAGGCAAAGUGCAAUUUAACUUUUCUUUGUCCAUAUUAAAAGAAACUAACAAUGUGGAUAAAUCAGACCAAAUUCCUCCUUCAACUGAUACUCACAAACCACCAUAUUUCAUGAAACCUGACAAUAUGAUAGAGCUUGUUGCUAAGCCAGCUGGGAGCACUGUAGCACUGAAAUGCCAAGCAGAUGGCAAUCCAACUCCAACUAUCACAUGGAAAAAGAAUGGACUGUUACUUCAGAAGAGCGGCCAUAUACGCUUUCAGAAAUGGGCAUUAAAAAUCGACCAAGUAACAAUUCAAGAUCAAGGAGUUUACACGUGCUUAGUCUCCAAUAUUCUUGGUACCAUUCAGUACAACUUCACUCUGGAGGUGAUAGAAAGGCUGCCUCACAGGCCCAUAAUGCAAGAAAAUUUUCCUUCAAAUCAAACGGUAUAUCUUGGAGAAAGUGCUGUAUUUGAAUGCAAAUUUAUCAGCGACUUGCAUGCUUCUGCGAAAUGGGUCAAACACAUUGAAGUAAACGGAUCUGCCUAUGAUGAAUAUGGAAUGCCUUAUUUGAAAUACAUUGAGUCCAAAUAUCCAGAUGAACCAAAUUUAUUAACUUUAGAAAAUGUUACUUUUGAAGAUGCAGGAAAGUAUGCUUGCAUUGCCACAAACACUUUUGGUUCCUCAAAACAAAGUGCCUGGUUGACUGUUUUAAAUGUGCCAGAGCCUGAAGGGACAUCUGAAAUAUAUAUCAUUCUUACUGGGAUUCUAAUGGGCCUUAUAUUGUGCUUACUACUAGUUUUUCUCAUACAUCGUAAGCACCAACAGAAGAGGAGACAACUUUCAAAUAAAGCAAUUCCCUUUUUUGUGAAGAAAAAGAUUGUUCUAGUUCCACAGACAUCUGGAAGUUCAGAAAACCUUGCUGCACCUUUGGUGAAAAUUCAGUCAUAUAAUUUAAAUUAUGAGGCCAGCAAUGGUGCACUGUCUGAAUAUGAAUUACCGUAUGAUCCAGCAUGGGAAUUUCCAAGAGAUCAAUUAGUUUUUGGCAAGCCUCUAGGUCAUGGAGCUUUUGGACAAGUGUUUCAAGCUGAAGCUGUUGGCCUGUCUCCUGAAAGAAAAUCAACUACUGUAGCAGUAAAAAUGUUAAAAGAUGGACAUUGUGAUCAAGAUGUUAUAGAUCUGAUAUCUGAAGUGGAAGUAAUGAAAGCAAUUGGAACCCAUCCCAACAUCAUAAAUUUACUAGGAUGCUGCACGCAAAAUGGUCCAUUACAUGUCAUAGUUGAAUAUGCAGCACAUGGGAAUUUACGAGAUUAUUUAAGAGCUCAUAGACCUGUUACUGGUUAUGAAAUAUCAAUUGCUGAUAGGAAAAUUGUUACGGAAAAAAAUUUGACCUCAUUUGCCUUCCAAGUAGCAAAAGGAAUGAAAUAUUUAGCCUCCAAAAAGGUUCAUCGGUAG